This is a messenger RNA of Penicillium macrosclerotiorum, 4737 nucleotides long. RefSeq names its product putative GTPase activating protein (Tsc2). Gene Ontology annotation, molecular function: GTPase activator activity. The record is from RefSeq and is a predicted model, not a curated record. The coding region runs from base 1 to 4737 and encodes 1578 amino acids. Gene Ontology annotation, biological process: positive regulation of GTPase activity; negative regulation of TOR signaling; regulation of small GTPase mediated signal transduction. NCBI's taxonomy places the organism in Eukaryota, Fungi, Ascomycota, Eurotiomycetes, Eurotiales, Aspergillaceae. The transcript has a single exon. Gene Ontology annotation, cellular component: nucleus; cytoplasm; TSC1-TSC2 complex.
AUGUCUCCCGACGAUGUUCCACCCCCACCUCAACAUAAAUCCUCUUCCUCCAGUUUCGCAGAUGUCUUCAAGACAUUAGGCGUCGUUCGUCCAAAAUCACAUUCCCCCGUUUCUCUACCAGACAGCAGUAGUGACUCUUAUUCCAACACGACCGAUAGCCGAGGAUCCAACCGACUUGUACUCGGACUUGAAACAAUGCACCGUGGAAGCGUCGUGUCCAACUCUUCGGACACGCCCGGCGGUCCAGAUUUUGAUUCCUCUUUGCGAAAUGUGUCACAGAAGCAAAAUCUAACUCAAGCAAUUGAAGAGGCCGAGUUUUUAUCCAAAUCUCUCCCUUGGUUCAGUCCCGAACAAUCUCUUGUGCUGUGGGAAGCUGCGGAGCAUUUGCUGCACCACGAGAGCUCUCUCGAUGCCCGGAAAAGUGGAGCUAAGCUUUUGGAGGCAAUUGCAUCCCGUCAAGACCUAUCUCCUUCGGCUAGAAAAAUUGUCUUUGAGUCAAUCGCAUGUCCGACUGACCCUGAAGUGGUGGCUUCCCGCGUACAGUCAUUAAUUUCCCUGUCAGACCAUGGCCGAAAGUUGGACUUCACCAGUUCUUCCAUUCUCCAUAUUAUUUCUUCGUGGAUGCUGCCUCUCUACGGGGUGAUCUCUAGUACACGUGCUAGGGCGAAGAAAGGGAAAGCAGAAAAGCCGAAUGGUCUCACUCAUGAUGAGGUCGUUUUGGGAGACCUUUUCCAAUUUGCGGUAGAUUUAAUCACUCUACAGCGGAAAGCUCCAUCACAAGAGGAGAUCGAAAUGCUUCUCACCGAGAGUCUCACCAUUUGCAAAAAAACGAGUGUUGCCACUGAUAUAAAGAACUCUUUAGCAGUUUUUGACGCGGUCAUUAUGUACGCAAAUGUACCCGAUAUUAGUUUCACACCUCUCCUUGAAGUUCUCUGCAGCAUCCACGCUUCUGUCAAAUCGCUUUCUGGCCCAACAUCUCGUGCUGUCCGCAGCCUGGCAAAGUCAUCAAGACAAGAAGAGAUGGUCAAUACACUCCACACCUUUUUGAGAGAGUCUUGUAUCGCAGACCAACUUCGGAACUUGAAUGUCAACCGUGGUGCUCUUUACGUCUUCUCCGACCUUGUUCGCGCGUACGGACAGAGUGGAAUGCCGAAGAUUACUUUCGACAAGUUGAUUGACUCGCUUGCUGCCAUUGCCCAUAAGGACGACGGCCGAGUUGAUGCUGAUAUUCUAGACCUGUGUUUGAAUAUCUUAGAAAGUGACUAUGUUCAAGUCGGCCUGGAUUAUGAUUGGACGAAGUUUGUUGAUCUUCUGCUUCUCUGUUCUCGAAGGGUCUUUAAUGACUAUGAUGACUCGCUCGCAUCUCCCACCAGCCCACAGCAGCAACAUCAUAUCAAAAGCACCCAUGAUGAUACAAAAUCCAAUAUCCUUGCAAAUGUGAUUCGCAUAUCUUCGACUCUAGAAUCGCUUUGGGAGCAACUCAAUCGAGAACAAAAGCAGCAAGCUUUCCGUUUCUUGACAAAGAGCUACCAGCACAUCGAGCCUUCCCAGGCUGAGUUGAUCAUCAAUAUGAUGAGAGAAGAUCGAUUAUGCUACCCACAUGAUGAUUUAGCGUGGCUGCAGCAUUGCACCGAUCUCAUCGAACGCUUCAUUCAACCUCGAAAGCAGCCCUCGGAUAUUCGCAUAUUGGCAUUGGAUACGCUCAAAGAAGCCCUCACCGGAUAUGAAAGUCUUCUUUUCACCAAGCAACAUGGUCUUUUGGAUCGUCUCCUCGAGGACUUCUCUACUGAACAUGACUUUCUCUUCCUAGAGUCUUUGGCAGCUUUCAUAACAGAACCUGCUAUCUAUGCGUGUGAUGAUGGUUCUUUCAAAGAUCUGGUUGACAGGAUUUCGAACCCUAUGAAGAAAGAUCUAGUCAAAGAUGAGACGCAAGUCUCUUCAAAUUACGCCCCUCAACGCCGCCAAUCUAGCACCUCCACAAGCGUGCUGGAGUUGUCUUUGGGAAAUGUGUGUGCUGUGACCCUGGUCAAGAUGAUGAUACGCUCCUUGAAUUUCUCUGCUUCGAAAUCAGUCAUCAUAUUUGAAGCUCUGUUGCAGAUUGCAAAGUCUGCAGACCGCCCAGUGGACGCCCGUCUGACUGUUUUGAAGCUUCUUUUCCGCCUUCGGUGUGACUCGUCGGGAUCCAUCACAAUAGUCUCCAUUUCAGAGAACGACUUCUUGAUGAACGUUCUAGGUCGAAAUGUCGAUGUAGGCUCCAAGUUACAAGUAUCCAGUGAAAGCCCUACUAGGGAUCUUCCUCACCAAGAUAGUUUACCGCCGCCAAUAAGCGGGAAGUUCCCUGCAAAGGAGCUAGCGUCAACUGUACUGUCCAAAUCUGGUCCCCGCGGAUCUAUUUCCGGCCGUGCAUCCAAAUUGACUCCUCCGGUUUGGACUUAUUCUCAACCUCAAGUCCUACCAGAGCAACCGCCGGGGGAGUCAAGCCCUUUUGUUUUUGCUUACGCAGAAACUCAGGACGCAUCGAGUGGGACUGAGUCUACUGUCAUACAAACUGGCAUCUUGAAAGUUAAUAUGUGGCUUGAGAUUGUGAUUUCACUGCUUCAGCGAGAAACGGAUUGGGAUGUCUACAGCUAUGUCCUCACACACCUUGGGCCUCAGCUUGGUAACAAGGACUUGUUCAGCAACUCUAUUCCUCAGAUCAAGCUCCUGCGCAGCAUUCUUUGCGACCAAGUCAAGAACGAAACUUUUCAUGAACCCCCCGGGAUGACAGGGUUGAAAAAGAGCGACGUCGCAGCUUGCAUUUUCGAUGCACUUUGUAUGCUGGUUAGCUAUCAUGAAUAUUUUGCCAAGAGUGAAGAAGAUGAUCUCGUGCGAGCUUUCAUGCUCGGUAUUAUUGGGUCUUGGGGUGCUACCUCGCGUGGGUGUAUCCAGGCCCUUUCACUCUGCUGUCAUGAAAUUCCUCUGUCGGUGACCAAAUCCCUCAACAGCAUCCUAGACAAGAUGUCCAAAGUGAUCACUAUGUCGAACAUUGCUGUGCAUAUCCUGGAGUUCUUGGCCUUGCUUGCACGCUUGCCGGAUGUUUAUGUCAAUUUGCGUGAGGAAGAGAUUCGCACUGUGUUUGGCAUCUGUAUUCGAUUUCUACAAACCUCCAGGGAGCAGGAACACCGACAUAAAGCAUCCGAGUCUCCUCUUGCGCGUGCCUCUCAGCCACCGGCAAGAGUCGGUAGCGCGCGAGACACCACUCCUAACCAGGUGGAAACAGCUGAAUCCUCCUCGCAGGAUGCCAUGUCUAAAUAUAUCAUGACUCUAACAUACCACGUGAUGGUAUUUUGGUAUUUGUCUUUAAAACUACAGGAUCGACCCAAGCAUGUCAACUGGAUAACUAGCAGACUCAUUUUUUAUGAUGAACAUGGGAAGGAGGUGGUAGAGGAACAGAGCCAGGUAAUCAUCGAUUUGAUGCAGCGAGUGGCGUUCUCAGACCUGGGAGAGACCAUUCCGUUUGAGACUUUCCCGCCGACCCCUGAGGAUGGUCCUGUCGUGAAGAAAUCUUGGGUGGUUGGUCUGAGUAUCGUCACUGUCGAGACCGCUGGAAUAUCCGGAAUCACCCAAAUUGCGAAACGCCAGGCAUCUGGUACAACCUACUCUGUGUAUCAACAGCGCACAGCUCCGGUUCUCCCACAUCAGGUACCACCGACACCAGAUGCUCAUUUGCAUUCCGACGCCACCCGCACGGCUGUUUUCCCUAGUCAUAUCAUGCUUCAAAUGACUACUACCGCCUUCCCUACCCCAACCGUAAUGCAGCCCAUUCCGGUUCCUGAAGACGAUAUCACUCGGCGAGCGAUUGGCAACUUUGAUCGCACCGAUAUUGUGGAUGGCCACCGAAUUGGCGUUGUCUAUAUCCACAAUGGUCAGACUAAGGAAGCAGAAAUCCUCGCUAACACUGGCGGUUCUGCAGACUAUGAACAUUUCUUGUCUGGACUGGGGACUAAGGUGUCUCUUCGGAACGCUCAGUUCAAUACCCAGGGAUUGUAUGCUGAUACUGACGGGGAGGCUACCUAUGCCUGGCGGGAUCGGGUGACCGAGAUUGUGUAUCAUGUCGCCACGAUGAUGCCUACGGACUUUGAUCAUGAUCCUGCUUGCAUAAAUAAGAAGCGGAACAUCGGGAACAACUUUGUCACAAUUGUGUUCAACCGGUCCAAUUUGCCCUUCAAUUUUGACACCAUUCCUUCUGAGUUCAACUCCAUCAACAUCGUUAUUACACCCUCCAGCCGCGUCGCCUAUGAUGAAUCCGGUUCUGUCAAAGGAGAAACGGACCCAGAGAAGUUGUACUAUAGCGUACAAGUCAUGAGCAAACCUGGCUUCCCCGACGUUUCGCCCGCCGCAACUCCCAAGGUCGUCUCUGGCAAGAAUCUGGCUUCCUUUGUCCGGAUUCUAGCUCUAAAUGCUUCUGUCUUCUCUCUUGUCUGGAACAACAAGGGCGGCGAGCAUACGUCAUCCUGGCGUACACGUCUUCGAGAGAUUAAAAAGGUUCGCGAGCGUGCCCUAGCAGCACAAACUCAAGGAUUCGAGAUCCCGGAAGGGGCGUACCCAGGCCAACGCCGUAACACGAAGCCGAAUAUCUUCUCCGAGGAACUGCCUACUCGCGCUGCUCCUUCUCGGACUGACUUCGCCGCCGAAUGGAAUGCUGCUUCAGACACAAAUGUUCUCCAGAACCUUGAUUUCUCCCGUUGGAGCCGUUGA